Pleurotus ostreatus (oyster mushroom) is the source of this 4296-nucleotide messenger RNA. RefSeq lists its product as uncharacterized. The transcript has 8 exons. The coding region runs from base 1 to 4296 and encodes 1431 amino acids. The record is from RefSeq and is a predicted model, not a curated record. Lineage: Eukaryota; Fungi; Basidiomycota; Agaricomycetes; Agaricales; Pleurotaceae.
AUGCCCAACUCGGCCACCUCGACGCCACCACCUCGAUCACCCCCACGAUCGCCGCCAAACGCUAGCACGUCUCCGAAUACGAUGUCCACCUCUCCGAAACUAAAUGCGAACAGCGGCGGCGCGCUGAAACGCAAGGCCGGGGCGGUGGACAGCGACGCCGACCCCGAGAGCGAGGACGAGCUCCUCGACCACGACGCACAUCCUUCCGCCACACCGCGCCCGCACUCCUCCCACUCCUCCGCGCGCUCCAACAAACCUCCCUCCUCAAAACCUCCGUCCUCAAAACCUCCGUCCUCGUCCUCCAACACCAAGAACGCGGUCGGCAAGCCCGCUGCCGCGAAGAAGGAGUCGAAGGAGGCCUCCGAGAAGGGUGCGGCAGCGCGGAACGAGUACCAGGACGGGCACAUCGUGUGCGAGGGCUGCAAGCGCCAGGUGCCCUUCCGCGACGACGCGCCCCACGCAGAGGGCGCCUUCACGGUCAGGCUCUGGGAGAAUCAUUUCAAGACUUGGAUACAGGAGAUAGGAUACAGGAUACCACGUGUCAUCCCUAAUUCGGGAGAGGUCCUCGAGAUAUGGAACGUAGUGCUCACGUCUCGCCACAGCACCGCCAUGUCCGCCUCCUCCGCCUCCGCCUCACACCCACAAUCACACUCGCAAUCACACCCGCCCUCGCACGCACAAACAACCCCGCACGCACAGUCGCGGCCGCGGUCUCCAAUAUCAAGCGGCGAGAGGAGCGAACGAGAGAGAGAUCGGCACGAGCGGGAUAUAGAUAUGGACACGGACGCGGACCCGGACAUGCACGAUGAAGAGAUGCACGACAGAGAGAUGCGGGAGCCCCGCGGACCUCGCGAGCUGCACACUCGGGGGCAAACUCGGGGCCAGAGAGACCAGAGAGACCAGAGAGACCAAAGGGAGGAGAGAGAUCAGAGAGACCAAAGGGAGGAGAGGGAGCCCGCCCGCGCACGCGUGUCGCGUCCGCGCAGGGGCAGUGAACGGAGCGGGAAUGGACUUGGGGGAGUAGGUGCAAUUGGGGGAUCAGGUGGACCUGGGGGAGUAGGGGGCGCAGGUGGACUUGGGGGAUCAGGUGGGCUCGGGGGAUCAGCACACCCGUCGCUCGCCGCACUCGCGCACCAGGCGCACCACCCGCCGCAUCCGUCGCUCCCUCUGCCCGCGAUGGCGCCGCACGCCGCCCCUCAUACACACGCACAUACACAUGCUGCUGCCCACGCGAGUAUGUCUACACAUGCGAGUCCGGGCUCCCAUUCACAAACGACAAAUCCCGCGCACCCCUCCCACUUCUCUCACCCCACCCCCCAACCCACGCACCCUAAUAUAAACACCAACACCAACGCCCCCGCGCACCCCGCCCCCAAGCGCCGCCGCGCCAAGCGCACCGAGGACGAGCGCAUCGCGUACCUGCGCGCAGACCCGUACAUCGCGGCCUUCGAGCCGUACCGCGUGCUGUGCGCGUCGUGCGACAAGUGGAUCCGCCUGCGCCCGAACAGCACGUACUGCAGCAUCCCGUGGGACGCGCACCGCAAGAGCUGUCUGAGUAAGAAGGGAUCGACGAAACACCUGCAACACCUGACGGUCAACGCGCCCUCGCAGACGCAGACGGGCUACCCCCCGCGCUCCGCGAGCCACGUGCACCUCACCGCCUCCACCUCGCACCCCAACUCGCACCCCAACUCGCAUGCGCACGCCCAGUCAUCGUCGCGCAACUCCCCGUCGUCGACGUCCGGUAUCAAGGCCCGAUCGCCUGCUGGCGCCUCUAGCGGUCGCGCAGACGCGCAGUCCGCACGCGCGUCCCGGGGGCGCGAGCGCGGACCCAACACGCUCAACACACUCAACACCAUCGACACCACCAUCGACACUCCCAUCGACACUUCCCCCACAUCCACCCCCACUCACACACCAAGCUCAAUCGCCCGCGCCGUCGCCCGCGCGCUCGCGGCCCUCCCGUGCGCGCUGCCGACGACGGCGGAGGCGCGGAACGCGCUGUUCGCGCGCGACGCGGGGGCGCGGAAGUGGGACGCGGAGCGCGUGCUGUGCGCGGGGUGUGACCGGUGGGUGGAUAUUGUGGACCCGGGGACGCUGUUGCGGGAGCGGGGUGGACACGGCUUGGGCUCUGGUGUGCAGCAGCAAAACGGACGGUCUCGGGCUGUGGGGAAAGUGGUGAAGUCGACGGGUGUGAAGAAGGAGAGUAAGGAUGUUAAUGAUGAGGACGAGGACAUGGAGGGGGGAGAUGCAGAAGCAGAGGGUGAAGAAGACGCAGAAGGGGACGCCGAGGGCGAUGAAGAAAGAGAGGGAGGAGCAGGAGGAGCAGGAGAAGGGGAGGAGAGAGAAGACGGGCAGGCGGAGGACCCGUACGAGCGCUGGAUUCGGCAUCGCGAGGCGUGUCGGGCUGAGAGCGACCUCUACGCGCGGCACCUCCCCCCCUCCCACCCCUCUCACCCCUCCCACCCCUCUCUCUCCACGCACCCAGCAAACCACACCAACGGCCAACGCCCCACCUCCUCGCACUCGCACUCCUCGCGCCCCUCCACCCAGCAAUCCGGCUUCUCGACGUUCUCCGCCGCCUCGGCGUCGAGCGCGGCGACGACGCGUCCGGGCACUGCCACGGCUACCGCAGGAGCGAAUGGGAGAGCGAGGGCGCGGGGCUUGUCGGUAAGCUGCAACGAGACGAAGUACGCCACGCACGGUAGCAGUGCGGCGUAUAGCGACGACGGAAGGAGAGGGGAGAGAGGACACUCCGGCUCGCGCUCGCGCUCGCCGACGAGCCCGAAUGACCGAGGCGGUCGUGAUAACGGGAGAGAGGAGAACGAGAACGGGAAUGGGGACGGAGAGGGCGAGUCGCCGACGUCUGCGACCGCUAGCUGGGGCUACGCUGCGCACCAGCCGAACGCGCAUGGGUAUGCGUAUAACCCGCACGCCGCUCACCCUUCGCAUUCCUCCCACCUCAUCGCACAACACCCCAACUCCAGCCAUCCCAACCACACCCCUCAUCCUGCUGCCCCGUCGCAUGAGUCGCGGCGGCGCAACGCCGAGCAGCGCGCCUCGACGCUGCGCUCCGACGCGCUCAUCGGGAAGGUCGAGCCCAAUCGCGUGUUCUGCAAACUGUGCGAGAAGUGGGUGCAGCUGCGGCAGGACAGCUCGUACUGCGCGUACCCGUGGCUGCAGCACCGCGGCAAGUGUCUCGCGAGGCAUCAACGGCGGAUCGAGAAGGAGGCCGCUAUCGCCGGUUUGCGUGCAAGGCGCCAUUCUGGGGGCCCGGGGCGCGGGAUGGGCAGCGGCAUGGGUAUGGGUAUGGGUAUGGGCAACGGCAUGGGAAGCGGCAUGGGCGUGGGGCAGGAGUUCGACGAGCUCGCCUCGGACGCCGAUGCAGACGCCGACGCCGAUGGGGAGGUCGAUGCGGACGGGGACGUGGACCCCUCUGUUAUGAUGGAUGUGUCUGCUGCUAACGGACGACAGGAGGGACAUAGGGAGAGGGAUGGGGAGGGCGAGGAUGGGGAGGGUGAGGACGAUGAUCUGGAUCUGGAGAGCGAGGAGGGUGUCGAGGGGAGCGUUGAUGGGCGGGGAGACGAGCAGGCGAGAAGGAGGAAGAGGAGGCGGAUGAGCAACGGGAUGGGUGUCGGCGUUGGCGCUAAUGGAGUGCCCAGAGGCGCGAACGGGAAGCAUGUGUCGAGGCAUCCACUUACGAGGGGGGCGAUGUACGGCAACGGCAACGGCAAUGGGACCAUGAACGGUGGCGGGCCGAUGAUGAUCGACGAGCUGGACGCCGAAGGCGAAGACGACGUCGACGCGGAGGGCGAGCCGUACUCGGAGGACCAGAUCGUCCGGACGUACUCGCCGCAGCACCAUCAGCUCCUUCACGCGCAACAGCAGCAUGGGAACGCGCACAUGCAGUAUCAGCAGCAGCAGCGACGUCCACAGUACAGUCGCCGGCAAGGAGGGCAGGGAGGGCAAGGGCAAGGUGCGAGGAUGAGUGCGGGGAGAGGCGGAGGAGGAGGAGGGUAUUCGAGACGCGGGGGUCAGCCUGUUGGGUUGGCUGAUCUGGAUAGUUUGCCUGGUCGUCGCAACUUCAUCUUCCUCGCCAUUGACCACCUCUUCUGCACGACGUACGAGAACUCGGACGACAUGACCAUCUCCUCCCUCCUGACCUACCUGAACGCGGCGAUGCCACCCGACAAGCACGAGGACUUCGACACGUCGGAGGUCGUGAAGGCCGUCGCGGCGUUCAAGGAGAAGGGCAAGGUCAUCUUCGAGGGGGAUACGUUGAGGUUGGUCGAUUGA